Molecule: messenger RNA, 4051 nt
Organism: Sinocyclocheilus rhinocerous
Lineage: Eukaryota; Metazoa; Chordata; Actinopteri; Cypriniformes; Cyprinidae
Product: multidrug resistance-associated protein 9-like
Exons: 22
Coding region: 73-2964 (963 amino acids)
Biological process (GO): transmembrane transport
Cellular component (GO): membrane
Molecular function (GO): ATP binding; ATP hydrolysis activity; ABC-type transporter activity
Source: RefSeq, a predicted model, not a curated record
CGUGAUUAGCCUGACAAAUACAUUGACCAGUACACAGACAAAGACAGCAGGUAAAGGAACUGCUGAAAAAAAAUGAGGAACUCCACAGAGAAACAGAAUGUGGAAGGAGUUUCUUUUAAACAGAUAAGAGAUAGUGCUUCAGUCAUGAGUGCCUUUCCUGAAGGUCCUCCGGUUCUAGAUUACAGGGAACCAGAACCUCCUCCUAAGAAACACAAGUACCAGCAAAGCUUGAAAACCCUCAUCCCAUUCCGGGUCGGCUCACACUCACAUCCAGUCGAUGAUGCUGGUUUCUUCUCCUUCACAUCAUUUGCAUGGAUGUCACCCAUGAUGUGGAAGCUCUUUAGGAAACGGUUAGAUGAGGACUCACUUUAUCUCUCACUUCAUGAUGGAGCCCACAUCAAUGGAGAAAGGUUCCAAAGACUUUGGGACGAGGAAGUCGCCCAUGUGGGUCUAGAGAAGGCAUCUCUUCCUGCAGUGGUCAUGCGUUUCCAGAAGACAAGAUUUAUAGUGUCAUUCUUCGUCUCUGUCCUGUUUGCUUUCGGAGCAUUUGUUGGUCCGUCUAUUUUAGUGCAUGAAAUCCUGAGCUACAUUGAGCAGCCUGAGUCAUCUACACUGCUGCAUGGCAUCGGUUUGUGUGUGGCCCUGUUCUUGAGUGAAUUUAGCAAGGCAUUUUUUUCAUCGCUCCUGUGGGCUGUGAAUUUGCGUACCGCUGUGAGAAUGAAGGGAGCUUUCUCAAUGCUCGCUUUCAAGAAAAUCAUCUCUCUCAGGAGUCUAACCAGCAUUAGUAUAGGAGAGACGAUAAACGUGUUGACGAGUGAUGGCUAUCGGAUGUUUGAAGCAAUCAUGUUUGGAACGUUUCUGCUGUGUGUUCCGUUCCUGCUGAUCAUAUGUAUUAUAUAUGCCUGCGUCAUUCUGGGAUACACAGCGCUUAUUGGAAUUCUGGUCUACUUGAUCUUCCUACAAAUACAGUUCUCAAUUGCCAGACUGAUUGGUGUGUUUAGAAGACGGGCUGUAUCUGUGACAGACAGACGUGUUCGCACUAUGAAUGAGGUUCUGACCUGCAUCAAACUCAUUAAGAUGUAUGCGUGGGAGGAGUCUUUUGAGAAAACAGUCACAGUUUACGCUAACCAUCUUAUUGCUUCUCCACAGGCCUACACUAUCAUUGCUGUAUUUAACUGCAUGAGGAUGUCUAUGGGCUUGUUGCCAUUCUCUGUUAAAGCGGCGGCUGAGGGUAAAGUGGCUCUCACUAGACUCAAGAAGCUUAUGUUGGUACAGAACCCCAAAGGUUAUCUCACACAGGAUAAGAAUAUGGACUUGGCGCUGGCCAUGGAAAAGGCCACCUUCUCCUGGAGCCUGCCAGAUACCAUGAACGCCACUGAGAAGCCUCAAGAUCCCUCUGAAAGUGGCACACACCAAUCAGACUUCAAACCUUCUCUCAGAAACAUCAGCUUCACUCUUUCAAAGGGAAGUCUGCUUGGGGUGUGUGGCAAUGUUGGAAGUGGAAAAACAUCUCUGAUUUCAAGUAUUCUUGAGCAGAUGCAUCUUCGGAGUGGGUCUGUAUCAGCUAAUGGAACAUUAGCAUAUGUGUCCCAGCAAGCCUGGAUAUUCCACGGGACUGUAAGGGACAAUAUCCUCAUGGGAGAACCAUUUGACCAAACCAGAUCCUUGGCAGGGAUCUGCAUAGUGUUCCCAUACCUCCUGAUUGCCGUGGCAGUUCUCGCAGUCAUCUUUGCCACAAUCCUAUAUGUUUUCCAAAGGAGCAUUCGUCAGAUGAAGAGGAUGGAGAACAUGAGUCGUUCUCCCUGGAUCUCUCUCACCACCUCUACCAUACAGGGACUCAGCACCAUCCAUGCCUAUGACAAAAGAAAGCAGUACAUUGAACAGUUUAAAAUGCUGAGUGACACCAACUCAAACCACUUCAUGCUGUUUAAUUGUGGGACUCGCUGGCUGUCAUUUUGGUUAGACUUCCUGUCAGCUACUGUUACUCUAAUAGUGGCACUUUUUGUAGUGCUCAGCUCCAAUGAGGCCAUAAACGCUUCUCUGAAGGGCCUGGCCUUAUCUUACACAAUACAGUUGACUGGGAUCCUUCAGUUUGUGGUGAGAUUGUCCACCGAGGUGGAGGCAAAGUUUACCAGUGUUGAGAGACUGCUUGAGUAUAUUACGAGUUGUGUAUCAGAGGGUCCACGAAGUGUCAAGGGCACGCAUAUUACCGCCAGCUGGCCACAGGAGGGCGCCAUUACCUUUAAAAACUACAGUAUGAGAUACAGGGACAACACGCCCAUAGUCCUCAAUAAUCUCCACAUAAAUAUUAAGCCAGGGGAAAAAGUCGGCAUUGUGGGACGCACUGGCUCUGGGAAGUCCUCUCUGGGUGUAGCAUUGUUCCGUUUGGCAGAGCUGGCUGAGGGCACUAUAUUUAUAGAUGAUGUGGAAAUCUGCAAGCUGGGGUUGAGAGAUCUUCGCAGCCAACUCUCUGUCAUACCGCAGGAUCCUGUACUCUUCAUCGGCACUGUCAGGUAUAACCUGGACCCCUUUAACAACUACAAAGAUGAGGAGCUCUGGCUGGCUUUAGAAAAGAACUACAUGAAGGACACGAUUGCUAAACUGCCAGAGAAGUUGCACUCUCCAGUAGUGGAGAAUGGAGAGAAUUUCUUGGUCGGAGAGCGGCAGCUCAUGUGUAUGGCCAGAGCGCUGCUUCGCAAUUCAAGAAUCAUUCUGUUGGACGAGGCAACAGCGUCUAUAGACUCCGAGACUGACAGCAUGAUCCAGCACACCAUCAGAGAUGGUUUCCAGCACUGCACUAUGCUCACAAUCGCCCACAGAAUCAACACGGUUUUGGAGAGUGACCGCAUAUUCGUCAUGGACCAGGGCAAGGUGGUUGAGUUUGAUCCACCACAGGACCUGGUACAGAGGCCGAACUCUUUAUUUGCAUCACUUCUAGCAGCAGCUAAUCAAGUGAACUCAUGAAGCACUCAGAAACAUUUACAUACUCAUAUAGACCUGCACACUGCUGCAAAAUUUAACAGCAGAGUGUGCGCCAGAGCAUACAAAAUGGGGGGCAUUUGAUUUUCUAAAGGGGGGGGGGUGGGGUAACCUUUGGUUUUAUUUCACCAUAAGACUGUACAUUUAAAUUAUGCUUGAAGAAUGUUCUAGUUGAGUCAGUGUGUGUUUUUCUCACCUUGGACACUGAGUGUCUCUCUCCUCCUCCAUGGUUGCAUCAGUGGAGACACUAACUGAUGAAAUGUGUUGAAAUUUCAGCAUCAGCGUGCAUCUCAGACUGAUGAGGGAUUGAGGGAAUUAUUUUAACUCAGUGAAGAGACAGCGUGAAAGACAUUAAUCAGAUAUCACUGACUUUUUAUUGCUUGUGUCCAAUAUUCUUCAGCACAAUUUCUGCAGUGACGCUCAUGCGCCCAUAUGACGCAUCAUUUAAAACACUUUCUUUUAGAGACAUUUUUGUAUUUUAAGUCAAAUUUGUUUAUAUUUUGCGCAAUUAUGAGCUGUGCACCAUCAACACUUAUUUAGGUCAAUACCUUUUAACACACACACACACACACACACAAAGUUUUGUUUGAGUACACCAAGUUACCAUUGACACUUAUUGUUUUUGAUUGUAAUGUCGUCCUGUUCUGUCAGUCUGUCAUCAGGUGAGAUGGUGAACCAACCCCCUUGACUUCCUGUCAAAGACUUUCCCGUCAUUUGUGUUUAACUACAGCAUUAGUCAUGAUUUACACUUUAGCCGCAGAUUUACUCACCAAUGAACAAAUUGUACUCUAAAACAUGGGAACAUGCACACCAACACAAAGUGUCGUUGACUGCCAGUAUCGUAUGAGUCAUCUAAUCAAAUAUUCCUUGGCGUGAAGCCAAAGUCUCACUUCCCUUUAACCUAGAAUCCAACCACAUAUUGAAUCUUCAACCUUUAAAGGCAGAGUAAGGGAUUUCUGGUAGCCAAUGUUUAUAUUUGAAAUCGCCAAAACAACCACGCCCCUAACCCAAAAGGGUCUUGCCCCUAUUUUGAUAGCUCCGCCCCACACAUACGUACGCAACCCAGGCAACG